Cyclocybe aegerita is the source of this 1608-nucleotide messenger RNA. NCBI's taxonomy places the organism in Eukaryota, Fungi, Basidiomycota, Agaricomycetes, Agaricales, Hemipholiotaceae. The record is from the annotation of a GenBank genome assembly.
AUGAACUCGACCACUCUUCAUUCUUCCGCGAGUACGACGCUCCUGGAGAACUUGGGCAGCCAUUCCAUCGCGCUCUUUGGUGUCGCCGUUCUUUUGAUUGCUGUCCUUACCCAUAAGCCGCAGAAGGGCAAGAAACCUCCUGGUCCCCGUGGGCUGCCAAUUAUUGGCAACGUCUUGCAAUUAUCUGACGAAAACUGGCUCACCUUCACUGAGUGGAAAUUCAAGUAUGGUCCCAUAGUCGGGCUGAACCUUGGUGGAAAGAAUACCGUCGUCCUCAACACUCACAAAGUCGCGUCCGAUCUUCUAGACAAACGUGCCUCAAUUUAUUCGGACCGACCACGCUUUAUUGUCGCUCAGGAGAUGCUUUGCGGUGGCCUACUCCUCGUCUUCACUCGAUAUGGCGAUAUGUGGCGUCGAAUGCGCCGUGCUGCCCACGAAGGUCUCUAUUCGCAUGCUGCUGAGAACUACUACAUCCUUCAAGAGACCGAAGCCACCGUGCUCGUGGAUGGUGUCCUCAAGACACCCGACUCAUGGGACGACCAUCUCAAGCGCACCGCUGCUUCCCAAAUCAUGGCCAUGGUCUACGACACCCUUCCUAUCAAAAAUCACGAGGAGCCUCUCAUCACCCGCGUCAACGACCUUGUUCAACGCCUUGUCAAGGCAGCGUACCCCGGCGAGCACCUCGUUGAAUUUUUCCCUUUCCUCAACAAGCUGCCGGACUGGUUAGCACGAUGGAAGCCCUGGGCUGCAGACUGGCAUCGCAAGGACUCGGAACUAUUCAUGGAUUACUACAAGACUGUCCGUGAUCGUGUGCUCGCUGGGGAUGAACGUCCUAGUCUCGUCUCUUCCCUUGUCAAGCGCGGCGGCGAGAACCAAUUCACAGAGCGAGAGAAGGCCUGGGUGGCAGGAGUCAUGAUUUCCGCCGGAGCCGAGACGACCGCGGCUGUGAUGGCCUGGUUCUUCCUCGCCAUGACCCUCAAUCCCGAAGUUCAACGCAAGGCACAAGAGGAGAUCGACAACGUCGUCGGUCGCAAUCGCAUGCCCAGCUUCGACGACAUCGAGUCCCUGCCGUACAUCCGUGCCAUCGUUCGUGAGAUCUUGCGUUGGCGCCCUGUCGAUCCCAUCGGGCUCCAACACCAGUCCACGGAGGACGAUGUCUACGAAGGGUACUUCAUCCCCAAAGGAACUCUCGUCAUUUUCAACGUCUGGGCCAUGAACCGCGACCCCGAGCUCUACGGCGAAGACUUCGACGAUUUCCGCCCGGAGCGCUUCCUCGAUGAAGAAGGCCAACUCAAGCCCACCCACCCUGCAACCAAGGGCGAGGGCCACGUCACGUACGGGUUUGGCCGCCGCAUCUGCGUCGGCCGGUAUGUCGCGAACAACACCCUCUUCAUCGACAUCGCGCAUGUCCUUUGGGCGUGCAAGAUCGAGAAAGCGAAGAACUUUGACGGAACGGACAUCAAAUACGACAGUCAUGCCAACUUCAAGGAGGGUCUUGUCGUUCGCCCUGCGCCGUUCCGCAAUGUCAUCAAACCCCGCUUCCCCGAGGCGGCCAAGAUCGUCGCCGAGCAGAAAGAGCGUCUCAUUGCUGCUGCUAGCGUUCGGUAA